GAGAAAGCAGAAAUGGGAGCACCUCUUAAAGGUGUUUGCAUGGGAAUACUACUAUGGGCAGUGACUGUUCUGUUCUCCUGGCCCUGCCUCACAAGUGCCAACAAUGCAUACGGGAUCAGGCGCUACACCUUCCAUAUACGAACGAAGAAUAUGACGAGGCUGUGCCACACGAAGCCAGUUGUUACGGUUAAUGGGAAGAUUCCGGGGCCUAAAAUCACGGUCCAAGAAGGAGAUCGAGUCAUCGUUAAGGUGGUGAAUCAUGCUCGCUACAACAUCACUAUACACUGGCACGGAGUUAGGCAGCUCAACAGUGCAUGGGCAGACGGACCAGCGUAUGUAACACAGUGUCCAAUUCAAAAGGGGCAGACGUAUGUCUACAACUUCAGCAUCAGCGGUCAGAGAGGGACUCUUUUCUAUCAUGCUCAUGAUUCAUGGAUGAGAGCCAGUGUUUAUGGUGCCAUCAUCAUCCUUCCUCGCCCCAGUUUCACCUAUCCUUUCCCCAAGCCUUUCAAAGAAGUUCCUAUCAUCUUCGGAGAAUGGUGGAACGCCGACCCAGAGGCGGUCAUUGCUCAAGCUUUGCAGACUGGUGCUGGCCCUAACGUCUCCGUCUCUUACACCAUUAAUGGCCACCCUGGACUGCUUUAUAAUUGCUCCGCUAAAGAUACUUUCAAGCUGAAGGUUACACCUGGUAAGACCUAUUUACUUCGCCUGAUCAAUGCUGCACUCAAUGACGAGCUGUUCUUCAGCAUCGCCAACCACUCUCUGACACUUGUAGAAGCAGACGCCAUAUAUGUGAAGCCGUUCCAAACAGAUACUGUCCUCAUAACUCCAGGACAGACCAUUAAUGUCCUGCUUCAGACUAAACCAUAUGUUUCUAAUGCCACAUUCGUCAUGGCUGCUAGACCUUAUGCUACUGGUCAGGGAACAUUUGAUAACUCAACUACGGUGGGACUCCUCCUGUACGUGGCCAACGACCUAUACCACAGUAUCCUCCCUGUUCCUAAGCUCCCCCUCAUCAUGCCUGCACUUCCUGCUCUUAAUGACACCAACUAUGCCGCUAAUUUCAGCAGAAAAUUUAGAAGCUUCGCAAGCAAACAGUUUCCGGCCAACGUCCCGCAGAAAGUCGACCGCCGCUUCUUCUUCACGGUGGGACUUGGCAGCACGCCCUGUCCUAAAAACCAAACAUGUCAAGGUCCUAAUGGAACUAAGUUUUCUGCCUCUGUGAACAAUGUCUCUUUUGUUCUUCCAACCACAGCACUGCUUCAGGCGUACUUCUUCGAUCAAUCUAAUGGAAUUUACACGACGGAUUUUCCUAGCCAGCCUCUGGUAACUUUCAACUACACAGGCACUCCUCCUAACAAUACCAAUGUGCUCAAUGCUACCAAGGUGGUGGGGUUGAAGUACAACACAACUGUUGAGCUGGUGAUGCAGGACACAAGCAUUCUUGGUGCAGAAAGCCAUCCUCUUCAUCUUCAUGGCUUCAAUUUCUUUGUGGUGGGACAGGGGUUUGGCAACUACGACCCAAAGAAGGAUCCACUAAGCUUCAACUUGGUCGACCCCAUGGAGAGGAAUACAAUAGGAGUGCCAAGUGGAGGAUGGGUGGCAGUUCGCUUCUUAGCAGACAAUCCAGGUGUGUGGUUUAUGCAUUGCCAUUUGGAAGUUCACACCAGUUGGGGACUAAAGAUGGCUUGGGUAGUCCUGGAUGGACUACUGCCAAGCCAGAAGCUGCCUCCGCCACCGGCCGAUCUUCCAAGAUGCUGACGUCGACGGUCGAGUUAAGGACACCAUUGUUAGGGUGAAAUUGAUUUUGACCAACGCCGUUAACUCUGUAGCUCGAUCUCUUUCCUAGCAUGUAUUCCAAGACGAGGCACCAAAUGACAGAUUUGCUUUUUCUCUAAUUUGCGAAUCUCUCUUUGUAGCGGCUUCCUUGAGGAAAAGGUGUAAGUUGGGUCUUUUUUUAAAUUGGUGGCAAUAUAUCAAAGUAUGCUAGCAGGAACUCUGCUUUCCCCUUAAGUCAUUUUCUUGCUUCUAAUUUGCUUUCUGUUUUAGAUUGCUUUCUUGAAUCCCGAAACUUAUGGAAACCUGACAUUUUCAUAAACAUUCAUUUCCCUGCUUCCUACUGCUUCAUGGAAGGUUUGGAGUGCCUUUUUCGCUUGCUG
Messenger RNA from Nymphaea colorata (pocket water lily), 2159 nucleotides. Its product is annotated as laccase-17-like. Bases 13 to 1761 code for a protein of 582 amino acids. The transcript has 6 exons. Gene Ontology annotation, cellular component: apoplast. The record is from RefSeq and is a predicted model, not a curated record. Gene Ontology annotation, molecular function: copper ion binding; hydroquinone:oxygen oxidoreductase activity. Lineage: Eukaryota; Viridiplantae; Streptophyta; Magnoliopsida; Nymphaeales; Nymphaeaceae. Gene Ontology annotation, biological process: lignin catabolic process.